This is a messenger RNA of Rasamsonia emersonii CBS 393.64, 294 nucleotides long. RefSeq lists its product as uncharacterized. Bases 1 to 294 code for a protein of 97 amino acids. Gene Ontology annotation, cellular component: endoplasmic reticulum membrane; Golgi membrane; COPII-coated ER to Golgi transport vesicle. Lineage: Eukaryota; Fungi; Ascomycota; Eurotiomycetes; Eurotiales; Trichocomaceae. Gene Ontology annotation, biological process: endoplasmic reticulum to Golgi vesicle-mediated transport. The transcript has 3 exons. The record is from RefSeq and is a predicted model, not a curated record.
AUGAUUCUAUUUGGUUUAGGAAAGCUUGUAUAUGUUGUCGUCCUCAUCAUCAACGCCAUCGCCGUACUCUCUGAAGACCGCUUUCUCGCAAGAAUUGGCUGGGGUCGCACGCAGCCUGAUCCUGCCUUCGGUGCCAGCUAUGACAGCACAAGCGUGAAAGCCAAAACCGUGAACCUGAUCGCCAGUGUACGGACUGUGAUGCGAAGUACGUAUUAUCUCGCUCCCGUUUCCCGACAGUGUCUCCAGACAUCGCCCUCCUCCCAUGAUUUGCAAAAAGUGGAAGAAUUGCGCUAA